Molecule: messenger RNA, 2179 nt
Organism: Oncorhynchus masou masou (cherry salmon)
Lineage: Eukaryota; Metazoa; Chordata; Actinopteri; Salmoniformes; Salmonidae
Product: zinc finger protein 552-like
Exons: 1
Coding region: 169-1029 (286 amino acids)
Biological process (GO): regulation of transcription by RNA polymerase II
Molecular function (GO): RNA polymerase II cis-regulatory region sequence-specific DNA binding; DNA-binding transcription factor activity
Source: RefSeq, a predicted model, not a curated record
CCGAACGCCGUCCUCAAGUCAGAGACAGACACUGAGACUUUAGCUGUAACACACAGCCUCUUACACACAGGAUCUGACCACAGAUCAGACCCAGAGAGACUGGGGAAACUGGGCUGUCCUCCUGCUCCUGGCUCAGAGUAUUUACCAGUAUUUCACCAGAGCCCGUGGAUGGUUUAUUCCCGUGGUGAUGGUGACACAUUACACUCUGGCGGUGAUGAUCCGUCAUGUUCUUACACUACAGAGAUGGACCCUGGCAACAUGCCCUUGAGUUUAGAGACACAGACUGAUCUGUCUAGAGGGGACUGGAACCGGUUCAGUAGUAGUGUAUACUCUGAAGGGUCCAUAGAAAUAAAUAAGAAAGGGGAGGGUUUGGUCGUAGAUGAGGUCACUGUGAAAGUGGAGGGUGACUCUCCUCUGACAUGGAAUGCAGACGAGACUCACUUAGGAAAAGGACACUUGCAGGGCAACACCAGUGACUUCUUAGACUACAGGGAAAGCUUAGAGACAAAUCUAAAUGUCCCGACCCACUCCCCUUUACACACGUUCAAGGAUCGCGACCCAGUGUCUACGUCGAUGGGGCCUUCCGAUUCACACGGCUAUGUCGUUUUCGAUCAGGUAUUGAACUCAAAUGACAGGGCUAGAGCCCAGACUCAGGGAGGGGGAGCAACAUCAGGCAAUAGUAAAGAGAAACGGUUCCUCUGCAUGUUCUGUAACAAAGGCUUCAGCUGCCUCCAGAAGGUUGAGAUCCACCAGAGGAUCCACACAGGGGUGAAACCCUACGGCUGUACCCAGUGUAACAUGCGCUUCGCCCAGUCUAGCACCCUGAAGAGGCACCAGAGGGUCCACACAGGGGUGAAACCCUUCAGCUGUACCCAGUGUCAAAUGCGCUUUGCUCAGGCUGGUGACCUGAAGAGGCACCAGAGGGUCCACACUGGAGAAAGGCCGUUCGCCUGUAAUCACUGCGGGAAGAGGUUCUCAGAGAGGAGAUACCUCAAGAUACACCAGCAGAAAAAACAUUUCACUCUAUAACAUAGAAAGUCACAAUUCCACCCGAUAGCUUCUGACAUUUAUAAUAAAGUCAGAUUCAUUUUUGUCCGCUGAAAAAAUCCACAGAUGCAUUUGGAAUAACGAGAGUAACAUAUUUCAGUGUUGGAUAUUUCUGGGUAGAAUAUUGCAUCCAGACAUUGUGUGAUAUACAAUGCCUUCAGAAAGUUUUCAUAUCCCUUCACUUUCUCCAAAUUUUGUUGUGUUACAGCCGGAAUUUAAAAUGGAUUAAAUUGAGAUGGUCUUUUUACAAAUUAAACCCUGCGUUAAAGGUAGACUCAGCGAAUGCACAAAGUAAACUGCAGAAGUGGGCCUGUUUAUACAACAACUAAGAGCGCUGUAGUGCAAAGCCGAGACAUUGUGGGAUACAGUGCAUUCAGUAUUCACACCCUUUGACUUUUUCCACGUUUUGUUGUGUUACAGCUUGAAUUUAAAAUGGAUUAAAUUGAGAUUUUGAGGCACUGGCCUACACACAAUACACCAUAAUGUCAAAGUGGAAUUAUGUUUUUAGAAUUUUUUACAAAUUAAUAAAUGAAAAGCUGGAAGUUCUUGAGUUAAUAAGUAUUCCACCCCUUUGUUAUGACAAGCCUAAUAAGUUCAGGAGUACAAAUCUGCUUAACAAAUCACAUAAAUUGCAUGGAGUCACUCUGUGCAAUAAUAGUGUUUAACAUUUUUUUUUACAACAAUCUCAUCUCUGUACCCCACACAUACACAACUGUCUGCAAGGUCCCUCAUAUGAGCAGUGAAUUUAAAGAACCAAUUUGAGUGUUAUUGGAAUAAGUAUAUACACAAAUUUACAGUGUAAAUGUUUGAGGUCCUGCAAUCAGGGAUGGGGAUGGGAUUACUGUAUGUUUUGCCUUGUCAGCAUCUCGGGCCGGUGAUUGCGAAACCACCCUCUGGGAGCGGCCAUUGGUGUUGUCUGUAUUCUAUUGUUUUAAAUACAAAAAGGAAAACAUAUAUACACUGCUCAAAAAAUAAAGGGAACACUAAAACAACACAAUGUAACUCCAAGUCAAUCACACUUCUGUGAAAUCAAACUGUCCACUUAGGAAGCAACACUGAUUGACAAUAAAUUUCACAUGCUGUUGUGCAAAUGGAAUAGACAACAGGUGGAAAUUAUAGGCAAUUAGCAAGA